This is a messenger RNA of Loxodonta africana (African savanna elephant), 3143 nucleotides long. It is a transcript of the gene PGAP3, whose product is annotated as post-GPI attachment to proteins phospholipase 3. Bases 178 to 1140 code for a protein of 320 amino acids. Gene Ontology annotation, cellular component: endoplasmic reticulum membrane. Gene Ontology annotation, biological process: GPI anchor biosynthetic process. Gene Ontology annotation, molecular function: hydrolase activity, acting on ester bonds. The transcript is spliced from 8 exons. The record is from RefSeq and is a predicted model, not a curated record. NCBI's taxonomy places the organism in Eukaryota, Metazoa, Chordata, Mammalia, Proboscidea, Elephantidae.
AGCUGAGGCAUGGGGGGCGGGGCAGGCGCCCACAAAAAACCCGGGAACCUUUUAUUAAAAUUUGGUGGACCGGAGCGGAAAAGAGAACAAUAAGCACAACGCACUUCCGGUUAUUCCGGAAGUAGAGACUAGACACGCUCCUGAGCUCCACCGCCGGUGGCGGGCCAGGGAGAAGGGAUGGCCGGGCGGGCGGCGCAGCUAGUGCUGCUGGCCGGGGCGGCUGCGCUGGCGAGCGGAUCCCAGGGCGACCGUGAACCAGUGUAUCGUGACUGCGUGCUCCGGUGCGAGGAGCGGAACUGCUCGGGGGGCGCACUGAAGCACUUCCGUUCCAGCCAGCCAAUCUACAUGAGUCUGGCAGGCUGGACCUGUCGGGAUGACUGUAAGUAUGAGUGUAUGUGGCUCACUGUUGGCCUCUACCUCCAGGAAGGUCACAAAGUGCCUCAGUUCCAUGGCAAGUGGCCCUUCUCCCGGUUCCUGUUCUUCCAAGAGCCAGCUUCUGCCAUGGCCUCCUUCCUCAAUGGCCUGGCCAGCCUGAUGAUGCUCUGCCGCUACCGCACCUCCGUGCCAGCCUCCUCCCCCAUGUACCACACCUGCGUGGCCUUCGCCUGGGUCUCCCUCAAUGCUUGGUUCUGGUCCACAGUCUUUCAUACCAGGGACACCGACCUCACAGAGAAAAUGGACUACUUCUGUGCCUCCACUGUCAUCCUCCACUCAGUCUACCUGUGCUGUGUCAGGACCGUGGGGUUGCAGCACCCAGCUGUGGUCAGCACCUUCCGGGCCCUCCUGCUGUUACUGCUGACUGCACACAUCUCCUACCUGAGCCUCGUCCGCUUUGACUAUGGCUACAACCUGGUGGCCAAUUUGGCUAUUGGCAUGGUGAACGUGGUGUGGUGGCUGGCCUGGUGCCUGUGGAACCGCCGGCAGCUGCCUCAUGUGCACAAGUGCAUGGCGGUGGUCAUGCUGCUGCAGGGGCUGUCCCUGCUCGAGCUGCUGGACUUCCCACCUCUCUUCUGGGUCCUGGAUGCACACGCCAUCUGGCACAUCAGUACCAUUCCUGUCCACGUGCUGUUUUUCAGCUUCCUGGAGGACGACAGCCUGUACCUGCUGAAGGAAUCAGAGACCAAGCUCAAGCUGGACUGAAGACCCUGGGAGCAAGUCUACCCCUUCCUGCGGGCCUCCCUCCCCACCCCCAGCUCUUGAGAUGAUUUGUUUUCUCCUUUUAGCUUCUUGAACUUAGACAUGAAGGGUGUGACCUGAGAAUCAUGGACCCUGUCCACCCCAUUGCUGGCCCCCAUGUGGCAUUCACAGGUCCUGGAGCCUAUUCUGGGCCUGGCCUCUCACUCAGUGUCUGGGGCUGAAGGAUGGGCAGCCCCUCUGGUUCCUGGAGUUGAACUGGGGGAGCUGAGUGUGUGCUUCGCCCCACCAAGAGGAGAGCUGCCCCUGCCUCUUGCCCCCCAGCCUCCUCCUCACAUCCCCACACUGCCUGGGUGGUGGUCCCCAGAGCCCCAGGUCUAGCUGGGAGACCAGGUACCACAGGACUUUGGGAAUACAGCAGGGUCCCCUUCUGGUUACCCCCACCCUCCCCCAAGGCACCACUAGGUGGCAGUGGAUGCUUGCACUUUGGCUCUGGUGAGGUUUCAGGACUGCUCAUUUUCCCUGGGGUCUGGAGGGACCCAGCCGCUAGGACUGGGAAGGGGUCCCCCUGACUCCUGCCCCAGCUAGACCCCUGGAGGCCUCACCAUACUCCCACUCAGGGCCAGGAUCCCAGAGAGCCAGGGACAGGAAUCCCACCAGCCCCUGUGCUGCUGCUCUGGAUUGGGAACCGGAGUGUGAGUGGUAAGGGAGUGUGGUCCACUGGCAGUGGUCAGGCAGUGGUGGGAGUGUGUGGCAUGCUGGGUGGGACAGUGUGUGUUAGCACAGGCUGGGCUUGCAGUGUGAAGAGUGUACGGGGAGGGCCUGGGAGUGGUGGUUUUUAAUAGAAGUGAAAUUCAUACAACAAAAUUUGAUCAUUUUAAAGUGAACAAUUCAGUAGUGUUUGGUACAUACACAAUCUUAUGCAACUGCCACUCUAUCUAGUUUCAAAACAUUUUUGUGAGCAGUUUUAAAGUGUGUGUGUGUGUUGGGGGAAGUAGGUGGGUUAGGGGAAUAUACCUAGCCUGAGUCUUGAGUGUGUCUGUGGGUGCGUGUCUGAGAUGAGGUGUGCCACAGUGCAGGGAGGCUAGAGUAAGAUCGGGGUCAAGUUGCCACCAGCAAUCAUUUAUUGAGCACCAACGCUGCACAAGACCCCAAGCCAGGCAGAGAGUGGGGAUAUCCCCAUGAUUUGGCUGGGAGGAUGGGUGUCCAAGCUACGUGUGUGUGUGUGUGUGUGUGUGUGUGUGUGUGUGUGUGUGUGUUCCUGUCCUUUGCCCCUUGCCCUUUUGUCUCCAAGCCUCACAGAGCCCUCACACAACUGAUCACUCUUCAGAACCAGCCUCUCGGAGACAGAGGGAGGAAGGAAAACAAAGAUCUUUCUGGGCCCUCUCCCACCUCCCUGUCUCCUUGCUCAGGCAUGUUUGGCCUCCCCUUCUCCCAGUUCUCUGCUUGCUGACCCCUUUGCCACAGCCUGGACCUUGGGGAGGGAUGUAGCAGUCAGAGGGAGGAGGGGAGAAAACUUGUGGCUGAGUCUCGUUUCUGCCCUCCCCAGAGGGGCUAUCUGUUCUGGGCUAGCCCCAAGACAGGUCCAGGCCACACGAUGUCAGUACCCCUGUAAAUGUGACCCCUGCUAGUUGGCGGCAGUCCUGGCACAUUCUUGCCCUACAAGGAUAAAAUGGCAAUUUGUGGAGCUCCAGAAGCCCUCCAUCCCAAAGCAGUCUCUGUGAUUGGAGCAGGGAGACUGGAUCCUUGCUCUUUCCCUGCCCCCGUGUGCCUUCUUGCGGGGAGGGGAGCUAUGCUAGUACUCCAACCUCAGGGACUUGGGUGGCUCAUGGGUCCUUUUGAUACUGAGAGCUGUUUUAAGACAAAGGGCAGCAAGGGGCAUUCUUAAUAAACCAAUUGUGCGUCUCAUCCUUGUUCAGCUCAUUUGUGUGGAUAGGGUGGGCAGGAGAGAAGAAGACAGAAUUGUGGUGAGGAGGACCCAGAGCUGGCUGGAAAGGGGCAGAGGACAG